CACGAAACGAAGCUCGCUUCUCCUACGAAGAGGAGGAAGAAGAAGAUCCGAGACCCCUCUCUCUCUCUCUCUCACUGCGCGCGCGCGCUUUUGCUUGAGACGAGAUAGGUGGCAGAGAGAGAAAGCUCUCCAAGCUUCCAUGAGCUUUGUUUUGCCACGCGCCAAUGAACACCGACAUAUCCUCGAGAUGCAGCUCUCUGACAGUAGGCGAGCGGAUCUGUGCGGCUUUCCUACCGUUUCUGGCAACUUUCGAGAUUUUGAGGCUCGCAUUGGUUGAUUGCUUCGGGUACUGGCCCCGGCCCCGGCCCCAGGGAUUUCGUUACGGUUUCAGAGAUCUGGCUCGCCUUGCAGAUGAGACGACAUUCACUGUGAACGAAGUGGAAGCGUUGCAUGAGCUGUUCAAGAAAUUGAGUAGUUCAAUCAUUGACGAUGGUCUAAUUCACAAGGAGGAGCUUCAAUUAGCACUAUUCCGGACUCCAUCAGGGGAGAACCUUUUCCUCGACCGGGCCUUUGAUCUUUUCGAUGAAAAGAAAAAUGGUGUCAUUGAAUUUGAAGAGUUUGUCCAUGGACUCAGUGUCUUUCAUCCCAAUGCUCCAGUGGAAGACAAGAUAGAUUUUACAUUUAGGUUGUAUGAUCUCAGACAAACUGGGUAUAUUGAGCGAGAAGAGGUCAAGCAAAUGGUUAUUGCACUUCUGAUGGAAUCAGACACGAGCCUGUCCGAGGACCUCCUCGAGGCUAUUAUCGACAUGACAUUUGCGGAUGCAGAUGCCGACAUGGAUGGUAGGAUCAGCAAAGAUGAAUGGAAGGCUUUUGUGCUGCGAAAUCCAGCUCUUCUGAGGAACAUGACACUUCCAUACUUAAAGGAGGUCACCACUGUGUUUCCAAGUUUUGUUUUCAAUACUGAAGUCGAAGACUGAAUGCUCUAGUGGUCUAUCGUGGCACUUCAGAAUUGGCUUUUAGAUUGGUAUACUCUGAGGCCGAGUCCGCCUUUGAAAGGGCCUUGUACAUACUUCCUAUGCGAAAUGGAAAAUUGUUUUUGCUC
Messenger RNA from Syzygium oleosum, 1042 nucleotides. Its product is annotated as calcineurin B-like protein 9. The transcript is spliced from 9 exons. The record is from RefSeq and is a predicted model, not a curated record. Bases 165 to 917 code for a protein of 250 amino acids. Gene Ontology annotation, biological process: calcium-mediated signaling. Lineage: Eukaryota; Viridiplantae; Streptophyta; Magnoliopsida; Myrtales; Myrtaceae. Gene Ontology annotation, molecular function: calcium ion binding; kinase binding.